AUGAGGCGCAGGAAGACGGCGGUGGCGGCCGGCUGCUGCCUCGCCUUCCUCCUGGGCACCCUGCUCAACGUCCUCUUCAUCCCCGGCUCCGAGCACCCGCCGCCGCCGCCCCGCGACGGGGCGCCCCCCUCCCCGCCCGGCGCCCCCCUCUACCCGCCGGAGGAGGAGGGCGGCGGCGGCGGCGGCGGCGGCGGCGGCCGGGCCGCCCUGGCGCGGCAGAUCCGCGAGCGCUACGAGGAGGUGCUGCGCUACCGGCAGCACCGGGCGGCGGCGGCGGCGGGGCGGCGGCCGCUGCGGCCGCGGGAGCGGCGCCUGAUGGACCUGGCGCCGCCGCGCACCUCGGCGGAGCAGCCGCGGCCGCCGGGGCCGCGGGCCGAGGGGCGGCGGCGGCGGCGGCGGGGCCGCGGGCCGGCGCCUCGGCCGAGCUCUCUGGAGCCGCCGCUGCUGGGCUGCCGCGACAUCCGCAAUGUCAGCGGCGUGCAGUACUUGGGCUCGGGGUACACCAAGGCGGUCUACAAGGCGGUCCUCAACCGCACGCUGGCCGUGGCGCUGAAGGCGGUGGAUUUCGGCGGGCACGACAUCGCCCACUGCGUGCGGCAGUUCUCCGCCCUGGGGGACUGCUACCGCCUGGCCGCCUACAAGAUCGUCAAGGAGAUGAUCCUGCUGCAGCGGCUGCGCCACGCCAACGUCCUGCAGCUCUAUGGCUAUUGCUACCAAGAUAGCCAUGACAUCCCAGACACACUGACAACCAUCACUGAACUAGGCUCGCCUUUAGAGAUGAUUCAGCUUUUACAGACUUCCUGGGAAGACAGAUUUCGAAUAUGUCUCAGCUUAGUUCGGCUUCUGCAUUAUUUGGCUCACUCUCCGCUUGGCUCCGUGACAUUACUGGAUUUUCGCCCUCGGCAGUUUGUUAUCGUGGAUGGGGAGCUGAAGGUGACGGAUCUGGACGAUGCCAGCAUCGAGGAGAGCUCUUGCACCAGUAACAGCGACUGCUUCAUGGAAUUCCCCGCGAGGAACUUCACCCUGCCCUGUUCGGUUGAGGGACGGUGUCAGAGUAUGAACGAAAAGAGGAAUCUCUACAACGCCUACAGGUUUUUUUUUACGUAUCUUCUGCCACACAGUGCUCCAUCCUCACUGAGACCAUUACUGGAUAAGAUAGUCAAUGCAACAGGAGAACUUCACUGGGGAAUAGAUGAGACGGCUGCUCAGCUAGAGAGAGUUUUGAAUCUGUAUAAGAGUGGAGAGUACCUGCAGAACACGACCCGGAUGCCGAAAGCUGAGUACAGACGGGUGCCUGAAGCUUUUAUUCCUGAUGAGAACUACAGAUGCUGGCCGUCUUACCAUCAUAAGGGCUGCCUCCUCUCCGUGUUUGACGUCAACGAAGCCAUUGAGAUCUGUGACAGCUACUCCCAGUGCAAAGCUUUCGUCCUAACUAACGAGACGACUUGGACAGGUCGGCAGCUUGUCUUCUUCAAGAUGGCCUCAAAUCAUAUCAUGCCUGAUCCUGACAAGAUAACAUAUGUGAAGGUGACAGACUGACACCUAAAGUGGCUCAGUCUGAUCCGUGAGUGACAAGAGCUGUUUGUGUAUAAAUAUAGGCAGCUGUUAGGUAGAAGGCGGCUGUGGCCGGAGAGAUAAUUGCACUAUUACUCAUUCUAAUCUAUAGAGUGCUAAACAGAACUUUAAAGAAAUAACCUGCAUGACCAGGAUGAAUGUGCAAUAAAACAACAUUUUGAAAAUGUGAUUUUUUUUUAAAAAAUAAAGCAAAAUACAAGAUAUGAUACACUGUUAGGGUAUAAUUUUGGUUAUAAAUCAGCUGGCAGCUCUGGCUUUUCUAACCAAGGUUAGCAUAACGUUUCUGACCUGUUCAUGUGUGUACAGGGAUGAAAGUUGAUCAUUUCUAUGGGACGUCUGUAUCCUCCGCGCUGAUAUUUAUUUGGGCACGUA
Messenger RNA from Gymnogyps californianus (California condor), 1947 nucleotides. RefSeq names its product protein kinase domain containing, cytoplasmic (gene PKDCC). The record is from RefSeq and is a predicted model, not a curated record. Gene Ontology annotation, molecular function: non-membrane spanning protein tyrosine kinase activity; ATP binding. NCBI's taxonomy places the organism in Eukaryota, Metazoa, Chordata, Aves, Accipitriformes, Cathartidae. Gene Ontology annotation, biological process: protein phosphorylation.